GUGGGGAGGGAUUGAAUGUUUAUACUUAAUUUCCUUCUUUUGUUUCUUUAGCAGCCCCAGAUCAUAUUUACUAUUUUUAGUUUAAUAAAGAGACUUGUAUGCAAUGUAGGAAUAAAAACGAAAUUAAGAUAAUUUUUACUUUUAAAAAUCUCCUAAUCUAAUCCUAAAGUACAAAUUAUUGAGUACUAAAUUGAAAAAUUAAGGACCAAACAUUACAAUGCUCUUUUAGUUCGUCAUAUGAUCAUUUUUACAAGUAUAACCAAGGGACUUGUAUUGGCCUAAGUUGACGUUUCAUAAUUAAAAUAUACUAGGUAGUUUCUACUGUUUAAUAUAAUUUUGGUGUAUAUGGUGUAUUCUCCAACGAGAAUCUCUAUUGUUUUUGUUACAUGGUGUACGUACUUACACUACAAUUUUUCUACAUAUAUAGUUAUUGCUCUGAGAAAAUAUAUUAAUCAGUAGUUUACAUCUCCGUUUGAAAGAGUCAAGUGUAGUUAACUAUAAAAUCCCACUAAAGCUUUCCAAAGAAAAUAUAGUAGGCAAUUAUGCAUAGUAGCCAAUUAUUGAUUCUUCUAAUUGUGUCUGUGAUUUUAACAAGUAGUUGUGGUGUUAAUGCUCAGCUCCAGCGGGACUUUUAUCGGAAUUCAUGUCCAAAUGUGGAGUCCAUCGUCCGAUCAGCAGUUGAAGACAAGUUUAAACAGACAAUUGUUACAGCUGCAGCAACACUUAGACUCUUCUUCCAUGAUUGCUUUAUACAGGGUUGUGAUGCUUCCAUCAUACUGAGGUCGUCAGGAAAUAACACAGCAGAAAAGGAUCAUCCGGAAAAUCUGUCCCUUGCUGGAGAUGGAUUUGACACUGUUAUUAAAGCCAAAGCUGCAGUCGAUAAUGUCCCUGCUUGUAACAACAAAGUCUCUUGUGCUGAUAUCUUGGCCAUGGCCGCUAGAGAUGUCGUUGCAUUGGCAGGAGGACCAAACUAUGCUGUUGAAUUAGGAAGGAGGGACGGCAGAAUGUCUUCACAAACUAGUGUGCAAAACAAUCUACCCCACUCUAGCUCCGACUUAGAGAAGCUCCUUCCAAUGUUUGCCUCUCGUGGUCUGACUAUCAGACAUUUGAUUGCCCUCUCAGGAGCACAUACACUAGGAUUUUCACAUUGCAACCAGUUCUCAAGCAGGAUAUACAACUUUAGCAGCACACACAAGGUUGAUCCAACAAUUGAUGCACCCUAUGCUAAGAAACUCCAAGAAAUGUGCCCACAAGAUGCACCUCCUGGAGUAGUAAUCCCCAUGGAUCCAGAUACCCCUCAUGUGUUCGAUAACACAUAUUACAAGAACCUACAGAGCGGGAAAGGGCUGUUCACUUCUGACCAGACACUGUUUACUAAAAGGGGGUCAAGGAGAAUAGUGAAUAUCUUUGCAUCAAACAGGACAGCUUUUGAAAGGGUCUUCAUUGCUGCCAUGACAAAGCUUGGAAGGUUUGGGGUCAAAACUGGAAAUCUUGGUGAAAUUCGGAAAGAUUGUGCUGUAGUGAACUAAGUAAACAGAAGAUAGAGAAGAUCACAGAUUCAUAUAGGACCAUUCUGCAGCACUUAUUUCAAAUUCCAAAAAUUACACAAUAAGGCGUAAUCAUGUUCAUGAAGAUCCAGAGUACAUAAAAAAUGACUUGCUGCU
This is a messenger RNA of Nicotiana attenuata, 1664 nucleotides long. Its product is annotated as peroxidase 16-like. Gene Ontology annotation, molecular function: heme binding; peroxidase activity. Lineage: Eukaryota; Viridiplantae; Streptophyta; Magnoliopsida; Solanales; Solanaceae. Bases 543 to 1529 code for a protein of 328 amino acids. The transcript has 4 exons. Gene Ontology annotation, biological process: response to oxidative stress; hydrogen peroxide catabolic process. The record is from RefSeq and is a predicted model, not a curated record.